AUGCUUAUGCAAAAACGCCUGUUUCACAGCUUGGUUUCACUCGUUACUACUAUAUCCUUCCUCUCAUACUUUGCAAUGGCUAUGGGAUACGGAGUAUCGUAUAAGCAUUAUACCAACCACAAACACCACAAACACUCACCGGAUACUAUCCAGGAGACUUGCCGUGAGGUGUACUGGAUUCGAUACGUCAACUGGAUGUUGACCGUGCCGCUGAUCCUCACCUGUCUCUCGUUUUUGUCUGGGGUAAAUGGAGCUAGCCUGUUGGUAUCAAUCUCUGCAGCUCUUGUCAUGUUUGUAGCUGCUCUCAGCAGCUCCUUCAUGGACAAACACUAUCAAUGGGCCUGGUUCGUAAUCUCUUGCUUGGGAUACCUGACAAUUGUGUACCAAACCGGCUUCCAAGGCCGUAGAGCCUCUCUUGCAAAGGAUCAACAGGCCCGCAAUUUCUAUACUUCCAUUGCAAGCUUCUCUUUGGCAGUGCUGCUUGUCUAUCCAAUCAUCUGGGCUAUCUCCAAUAAUGCUCGAAAGAUGAGCAUUGAUGCAGAGAUAAUAGUUUUUGCUAUCCUUGACAUAUUGCUUCAAGGUGUCUUUGGAUAUUGGCUUAUCGCCUCUUAUAACACAAUAAGAUCCAUCUCGGUCACCCUGGAUGGUUUCUGGGCGAAUGGCGUUAACGGCGAAGGCAAUAUCCGGGUUGGAGAAAAUGAGAACGUAUGA
Trichophyton benhamiae CBS 112371 is the source of this 711-nucleotide messenger RNA. Its product is annotated as opsin, putative. The record is from RefSeq and is a predicted model, not a curated record. The transcript has 4 exons. Bases 1 to 711 code for a protein of 236 amino acids. Gene Ontology annotation, cellular component: plasma membrane; endoplasmic reticulum. Lineage: Eukaryota; Fungi; Ascomycota; Eurotiomycetes; Onygenales; Arthrodermataceae.